This is a messenger RNA of Coniosporium apollinis CBS 100218, 1029 nucleotides long. RefSeq lists its product as uncharacterized. Lineage: Eukaryota; Fungi; Ascomycota; Dothideomycetes. Gene Ontology annotation, molecular function: protein binding. The record is from RefSeq and is a predicted model, not a curated record. The transcript is spliced from 3 exons. The coding region runs from base 1 to 1029 and encodes 342 amino acids.
AUGCCAGAUGUAGCGCAACGCACAGGUCUCUACGACCUCCCAAACGAGCUCCUCCUCCACAUCCUAACCCCCUUCCCAACCCUCGACCUCCUCGCCCUAACCACCCUCUCGCACCGGAUCCACGCCCUAAUCCUGCGCAUCCUGCACAAUCGGCUGCUCCUAGCCGCAAACCUACACGACCACACCCUGCUGCUAGAAUGCUACCACCCAAGCGCCAAACUCACCGAGCCGCCUCUCUUCUGCACCUACCUCGGGACGCCCGGCCUCGAUGAUGUGCCUGAGGCCUGCCUUUCCCCCGGCAGCAGCAAUGAAGGCCUCGGCGGCGGCGGCGGCGGCAGCAGCAGCAGCAGCAACGGCCCCCUCACCACCCCCCUCGCCACAAUGCGCAGCCUCUACUCAACAUUCCGCCCGCACCAUCGCUCCCCCGCCCUCUCAACCCGUCGGCAUCCCGCAGGCGACAUUCCCGGCUCCCGCACGCAUCCCUCAUCCUCCGCCUCACAAGCGCGGCACCGCAAGACGGGCGACGGCAGCUCGGCCGAGGAGCUCGUGCGCCAGCUCGUGUCGCUAGACUCGCAUGAGCUGUUCACGCAGCUGUGCGCGCAGAUCCAUCUUGUGAGGGUCGGGCCGCGGAAUGGGCUUUUCAGGUGCUUUGUUGAGGUUGAGGAGGGGGUUGUUCGGGUUUGGAGGGGGUGGUUGGGGGAGAGGGCUUGUGCGGGUGGGAAGGAGAUGUUGGGGGCGAAGGGGAAGCAGAGGGAUGAUGGGGUGGUGGAGGUGCGGGUGGAGAAGGAGGGGAUUCUGUGGGUGAAGCCGGGGGAGAACGUUGGACUGAGAUUCAGGGUUAGGGAGAGGGUGUUUAGGAGGGAGGGGCCGGUGCUGCUUAGGAUGGACGAGGAGGUUGCUGUAACGUAUGAGAUUGAGUAUGAAGAACUUCUCGUUCGGACGUCACAUCUACUCCUCAGCCUCGAGAAGUCUCUCAUCCAGAUGGACAACACCUCUGGUAAGGCCGUCGUGUUCGGAUCCUUCGGCUGA